AAUAUAAGGGGCACAUUUGAAGUAGUAGCUUCCACUUCUCAGUGUCAUCAUGCGGGGGCUGCUCCUGUGCUGCCUUGUGGCUCUGGCUACAUGUCAAAAUCUUCGUUAUGAGCUCGCCCUGAAUCCCAGGAAAACCUACGAGUACAAAUAUGAAGGAGGGGUGAACUUUGGACUCGGCAUUCCAAACCUUGCAGAGGCUGGGAUGAGAAUAUCAUGUAAGGUCAAGAUCAGUGGUAUAUCCGACCAAACAUUCAGCCUUCAGGUUUCAGAGUUGGCCUUUCAGGAGUUCAACGGUUUCCCGGGGAAAAACGACUUUAAUGCCUCCCCAAAGCUCAGCCAGCGUAUUGCUGCCCAGCUCAUCAAACCAUUCAUGUUUGACUACACCAGUGGACACAUUAGUGCCAUCCACGCCUCUCCGGAGGUUUCUGACACUGUUGUCAACAUUGUGAGAGGGAUCUUGGGUUUCUUCCAAGUCACUGUCAAGACUACACAGAGGAUCUAUGAGCUUGUAGAGGUUGGCAUCCAUGGAAAGUGUCAGAGUAACUAUGCUACAGAGGAAAAUGUGGAAACACAUGACAUGACCAUCACUCAGGUGGUGGACCUCAAUGGCUGCAGUGAGAAAGCAGCUAUCUACAGGGGAAUGGCAACAGCUGUGGUCGAUGAAGUUGCCAAACAGAGAGGAGAAUCUAUCAUUUCAGCGGUGAGAUACGUUUACACAGUCAAACCAACAGCAGAGGGUGGUCUCAUUACCAGGGCUCACGGCCUGGAGCAACAGCACUUCAGUCCCUUCAAUGUGAAGGGUGGCAGUUUCAAGAUGGAAGCGAUGAAGGAAAUGGUGCUACUCGGUGUGAGUGACACAGGUAGAGCCGUUUUGUAUGGACCAAUGGAGAGCAAGGGCAACCUUGUGUACAAGUUUGUCAAUGCAGAAGCUAAUGUCCCCAUUAUGAUGCAGAACCUGGAGAACCCAGUACCAAAGGCUAUAGAGUUGGUCAAACAUUUGGCUGAAGUUAAUAAAUACGAGAUUGACAGCGCAAGGACUGAAGAUACUAUAAAGCUUUACCAACUUCUCAGAGUGGUGCCUUAUGAAGGAUUAGAGGCUAUGUGGAAGGAGUUUGCAGGAAAUGAAGAGUACAGACGUUGGUUUUUGGACAUGAUUGUUGAAGUCAGCGAUGCCAGGAUCCUGAAGUUCAUGGAAAGCAGGUUUCAGGCUGGCGAUAUUUCCACGGUCGAAGCUGUGGAGACACUUUUGCUGUCGAUAAACCAUCUCCAGCCAAUCCCUGAGCUGGUUGAGAUGGCUAAAAUGUUCCUGGACAUGCCCUUUAGUAAAUCCAACAUCUAUCUGUGGCAUACUGUGGUUCUUACCUACGGCUCUCUGGUGUACAAGCACUGUGCCUAUUAUACACCGUGUCCAAUAAAUGCUGUUCAGCCACUGCUGGACAUGGCCUUGGGAAGUCUGAGAAGUGGCAGCGAGGCAGACAUGAUCAUCGCUCUGAAAGCUCUGGGGAACGCAGGUCAUCCAGGCAGCAUUAAAACCAUCAUGCGUUUCCUCCCCGGUGUGGCUGCCACACCUGUGGAUCUGCCACCUCGUGUGCUGAGUGCUGCUGUGCAGUCUAUGAGACUGAUAGCUGCCAGAGACCCUCACAGUGUCCAAGAGAUUACCCUGAGUCUGUUCCUGCAGAAGAAUCUUCCCACUGAACUACGCAUGCUGGCACUCACAGUCCUUUUCGAAGCUAAGCCAUCCAUGGGUCUUGUGUCCACAGUGACUACACAUCUACAGGAUGAAAAAGACCUCAAUGUUAUAAGUUUUGCAUACUCCUACAUGAAAAGCUUGGCCAGAUCCAGCACGCCAAACAAUCACUUCCUCUCAACUGCCUGCAGUGUAGCUGUAAAGAUCCUGGCUCCUAAGUUUGGUCGCCUGAGUUAUCAUUACAGCAAAGCCUGGCGCAUGGACUGGUUUAACGAUGACUUCCUAAUGGGUACAGCAGCAGAAGUCUUCAUGCUCAAAAGUGCAACAAACAUCUUUCCCACUGAAUUGAUCAUGAAAGGAAAAUAUUAUUUCAUUGGUAGAAUUCUGCAGCUACUGGAGUUGGGUAUCCGUGGUGAAGGGAUUAAGGAACUGUUUGGCAACAACAUCCCUAAUUUUAAAGGAGAUCUUAGUUUUAGUGACUUCAAGGCUCUUUUUAAUUUGCUCCAAAACUGGGAAGUUCUGCCCAGUGAUAAGCCUGUCCUUUCUGCCUAUGUACGUGCCUCUGGACAAGAGGUUUUCUUCACUGAUAUUAACAAAGAGUUCAUUCGGAGCAUCAUCUCGGCUGUCAGUCCUUCAGCAGGGAAAGAAAGUCCUCUAUGGGCUGCAGUUGAGAAUUUACAGAGAGGAAUAUCAUGGCAUAAGACCAAACCAUUCUUAAUCUUUGAAGUUCGCUACUUCCAAGCUACCACCCUGGGCCUCCCACUAGAGAUUAGCAAAUAUUAUGAAACCGUCAAUGGGAUCACUGUUAAUGCCAAAGCAGCAGUAAAUCCACCUCCUACUGAACGUCUCGGACAACUCUUUAAUUCUGAAAUUACAUUGGAGAGUGACGGUUUUAUUGGUUUCACAAAGGAUUUAUGGGUUUUCUAUGGGAUCAACACAGAGCUGUUCCAGUGUGGUUCUGAGUUUAAGAGUAAAAUGCCUCUUGCUCUCCCAUGGAAGAUUUCUGCCAAGAUCAAUGUCAGAGAAAAGAAGUUUGAACUCGACUUUGCUCCAUGGAAAAAAGAGUUUGAAGUCUUUUCAGUCAGAUCCAAUGUAUAUGCAGUCACCAGGAACAUUGAGGAGCCAGCUUUGGCUAAAAUGACUCCAAUAAUGCCCAACGCUGUAAACUCGCAUAAGGCAAAUCAGGUCCUGACACCAAACACCUGGAAUCCAAGGGGCAAAAUGUGUGCUGAGAGUGACAUUUAUGGAGUUGGUGUCUGUGUGGAAUCUCAGUUCAGGAGAGAGUAUUACCAUGAGGAAUACCCCCUGUACUAUUUCCUUGGAGAGACCUACAUGGGAGUCAAAGUAGACAGAGCCCAGGCAAUCAAAGCUGUUGACAAAAUCCACUUUGAGGUUAAUGCUGGUCCAAGCAGACAUCCAAUGAGUGCAAGCCAACUCCUUGAGACUCUGAGGAGGAUUUCCAAGGAUGCAGCUCAGUCCUCUGAUUCAGCCUCAAGUGAGAGAGGAUCUCAUAACGGCUAUCAUAACUACGGCUGGGACUCAACACCUGAAUCUGUGUUCAGUAUCAAAGGCCUUGCUAUGAGUGGCAACUCAAAGCCUGAGGGUUACGAUGCAGCCAUGUACUGCACGCCCGAGGAAAACAUUCAGAACGUCCAGCUGAUUGUGUCUGAGGUUGGAGAAGACACUAACUGGAAGAUGUGCAUUAACGUCAUUGCUGAUGCCCAUGCUGAGACAAAGGCACAUAUUAGAUGGGGAGCUGAAUGUCAGUCCUAUGAAAUGUCAAUGAGAGGUGCAACUGCACAUCUGCCUGGUUCCAAGCCAACACUCAAGGCCAAGGUACACUGGACCAGGAUCCCUGAAACCAUGGCAGAGAUAGGCAGGAGAAUUGAAAGCUACGUUCCCGGCAUGGCUUUCCUUCUCGGUUUCUCCCAGCAACAUGAGAGAAAUGCCAAGCAGGAGGUUUCUGCAUCAGUUGUUGCCGCCUCAGCAGACAGCGUUGAUGUGAAGAUUAAAUUCCCAGAGUAUACAGUUUACCGCCACGCUAUUCCAGUCCCACUGCCACCUGCCAGUUUUCUGGACUUUCAACAUGACAGAAACACAACAAUGGACACUUUUGGGCGUGCAUAAAUACAUAAAGACAACAAAGACCAGAUGGGAGCCAGAUGCCUCUUUUCAAAGUGAAAACACUGCAACCAGAAAUCUCACCACCAUGAUGAAAGUGAGGAUCAUAAAAGAUGCAUCAGUAAUCCGUCAGAUGUCACCAGUUUGGAAAUAACCUGUAAAGGGUCUAAUGUAUUAAUUUGAAAGCAUGUUAAUAUUUGAACACCCUCUUUUGAUGAAACAAUGUGUGAAUUCAUGCUCACGUUCCGAAAUAUUGUAUCUUCAUAACAUUGGAUUUACAAAAAUGGAUUUCAGCAUAAAUCAGUUCUAAUUCUGUCAGUGAAAAAGAAACUUUGUUCAUCCAAACAUUGUGUUAAAUCUGUGUAUCCCAUGAUUAUAAUGCAGAGCAUUAUAGCAUCUUUUACUUCACCGAAACAAUAUUAAAUGAAUCUCAACCAAGGUCAGUUUCUACUUGUUAAUCCACUAAGAAAAAGAAAAUAGAGAGAUCAGUUAGAACCACAUUAUUGAUAUAUGGCAUUACACUAAUGGAGUUAUAAUCUGAUUCUGCUCAUGAAUAAUUAUCACACAGUAUUGUACUGAUGAAAUCCCUGGAAAUCCUUAAAAAAAAACUUGAUGCAGAUCGAGUCAUAAAAUCUCUUCUGAUG
Molecule: messenger RNA, 4452 nt
Organism: Larimichthys crocea (large yellow croaker)
Lineage: Eukaryota; Metazoa; Chordata; Actinopteri; Sciaenidae
Gene: vtg3
Product: vitellogenin 3, phosvitinless
Exons: 28
Coding region: 50-3814 (1254 amino acids)
Biological process (GO): response to estradiol; lipid transport; cellular response to estrogen stimulus
Molecular function (GO): lipid carrier activity
Source: RefSeq, a predicted model, not a curated record